AUUACGAUUAAAGGAUCCAGUUGCUCUGUCUCACAAGCGAUCGCGUUGACGCUUGUUGAUGCUGUCUAAAUAGCAUGACCCUAACCAAGGCCUAUUCAACAGGGUGGAUGGGCCUGCCUGGGCAUGAAGGCGAUAUACAUGUAUAUGAAUAUGGAAAGAAUUCCAUGUAGAUAGCGACAGACGUCACUGAUUUUUGUCUUUGCACGUGACAGUCAUACAUGCCCAAAAAUCAAAUUUAGCAGUAAAAAAGUUGAGUCCAGGCAAGGUUUUGAACAUACAAGGUGGGAUGUUGGCCAAAGCAAGUAAAUUAGAUGUGGUCUGGCGAAAACUGCUGCUGACGAAGUUCUUCACAAAAGGAUGGGGAUCAGUGGACAACUUAAAAAGGAUGUGUAAGUUUGGCCAAGUGAUUUCUGAUCGUUCACGCUGCAAACUCCUUGUGGACAAGACCUACCCAGUCUUCAUUGACAAAAAUGAACAGAGGGGCGAGUGCAGAAUCUUGGAGGGGCAUUUCGUGUCUCCGUUUGCCAAGUACAUAAAAGGGAUUAUGCCCAAAGAAGUUGAAACAGCCAGGUUUCAGGUUAUUUUACCGUCGACAUGGAAAUCUGAAAGAAAGCCAAUAUGCAUCCACCUGGCUGGCACAGGGGACCAUGGCUUUUGGAGGCGGAGAACCAUCAUGGCCAGGCCCCUGCUGAAGGAGCACGGCAUUGCAUCUAUAAUCCUGGAGAAUCCGUUCUAUGGACUGCGGAAACCCAAAGAGCAAAGCCGUUCCAGCCUUCUUAAUGUAAGUGACCUUUUUGUGAUGGGAGGUGCACUGGUUCUGGAGACGCUGACACUCUUGCACUGGUGUGAGAAGGAAGGGUAUGGCCCGCUUGGUGUCUCAGGAAUAUCCAUGGGCGGCCAUAUGGCUACUCUUGCGGUCACCAACUGGCACAAACCCAUUGCCCUUAUCCCUUGCCUUUCCUGGAGUAAUGCCACACCAACAUUCACCCAGGGGGUAAUGAGCGGUUCCAUCCCGUGGGAGACCCUGGCCUCUGAGUACGUCUUCCACUCGGAAUAUGAAGCAGAGAUCCUCAGGAAACUCAUGAAGUGCCCCCAGUAUGAUGCCUACAGACUUGGUCAAGAGUUUGCGGCCAAUUUUCCAGAGAGUAUGGAAGAACUUCAAAGCGUCACACUGAAGUCUGGAGUGAGGUGUUCAUGUCAAAACCAACGGAAGCCUGACCAAAAAACAACAGCAAGUGCUUCUCAAGAUGGACAAGGAUAUGUAAUCACCUCACCAGACGAUAUGGGUAAUGUUGAACCCAACCAGCAAUCUUCACAGUGCAAUGUGGCCAGCAAAGUCGAAUCAGUUCCAAGAGAUAAAGACCAAUACCAAAGUAGCAGUAUUCCUAAAACCGAAAAGGAUGUACCAUCAUCCAGAGACAUCUGUCAGAAGUGUUCCCAGAUGGCAAAUACCAAUGGUGCCUCAGAUACAGACUACCAGUGCAUGCGUACACAGAAUAGGUCAAGAGAUGGCACCGAGAGUUCAGUGGGAAGCUUCUCAGAUGGUUCCUUUCAAUCUGAUUCAGAUGGUGAUUCUUCCAAAACGAACACUUGCAGACAGAAUGCCAGUCAACCUCCGUCAGAUAGUGCAUCAAGUUUGGAUUCGGUAGAGGGAACUGACAAUAGAAAACGGGAGGUAAACGAACAAGUUGAUGGGACAGUUUCUAGCACCAGAGUAGGUGAUCCCAAGGUAGAGUUAAAAGCUGGUGAUAAGGUGAAAGGGACAAGGAAACAGUCCAAACAGGAGAAUGAGGCUUUGCGGAAUGAGGCGCUGCAGUUUAUGAAGGGGGUCAUGGAUGCGGCCACAUUUGUUGGGAACUUUUCCAAGCCGGUAGAUCCGGAGCUCGUCUUGACAGUCUUGGCUAAUCAAGAUGCUUACAUUCCUUGGUAUCAGAUGCCGAGCUUGAAGGAGUUGUGGCCAGGGAUGGAGGUACGAUACGUGAACUCAGGUCAUGUUGCUGCAAUUCUUUUCAAGCAGCAUCACUUCAGGCGGGCCAUCCGUGAUGCCUUUCAGAAGAUGGAGAAGAAAUACCGUGGAGUCCUCCCCGAAGAAUCGUGAUGCCAGUUGUGACAAGCUACAGCCCUGUAAACUGAUAAUCAAUAAGUGUUGUUGAUUGUUUGUGUGUGUGUGCUUAUACCCAUUUGCUUUGAUUGAAUUAAAUGUUAAGUUUUUGAAUGACAAUGCAAAAUUGUAUGCACUCUGCUUGAUUGAAUUUAUGACAACUGUCCAGUUUGCAUUACAUGUAGGACUUGUUUUAUCAGGUGUACUUUGGCAAGCCUACAUUGACACUGGUUGCUGUAAUGUAGCACAGAUGUUUUUUACUUAAACAUUCGGGACCUCUAAGUAAUAAGAAAUUAAAUGGAAUGGUAGUGAAUUGUUUCUGUCAUGUGUAUUACCUGUGUCAGAAUGUAUUGGGUAUACAUUCUUGUAAAAUGACCACUCACUACAUGUAAAAGUAUCAGCUGAGGUUUUGAAAUGCCACGAUAUUCAAAAUAUUUCCUUCCUCAGUUAUUCAUGCAAUAUUGUUUCUUUAAAAAUGCUCCAGUUUAUUUCCUUCACGUGUUUCAUUGCCAGGGUCAGAAAACAACAGUGUUUCAUUGCACAUUGUAUUUCAGAGGAUUCUCAAAGAUUCACUGCAGAUUUUUUAAUGAAAUUAGACUAACAUUGAAUUGGAGGACUGGGGGCGUGAACACAGCGAUGCACAUUGUUGACUCUCUUACGUUAUGGAUGAUAUCUGAUGAUGCUAACUUUGCAGAAAUGUGUUGGGGAUUGUGAGGGUAAUCCUCUUGGAGAAUGAACCCGUUUGUGGAAGAAAAGUAUCUUGUCCUUGCACUACUGACCAUUCAUUAGCCGUCGGCUCUAGAUCCAUUGGCUUUAGAUCAUUUGCCAUAAAUAGUACAAAAGGCAGGAAAUUCCAAAUACAGUAACAGAUAUGGCUUUUGAUACUUACCAGUUGGGUAUUUCACUCUAUUAAAGAUAUUGACAGGCAGACAGAACGUAAUCAGCCCAAUGUGAUUGGAAAUGUGACCACAGAUGCACUACAGAUUGUUAAAAGUUCAACACACUGCAAUUCUGUUAGGUGUAAACAUUAUGCUUGGCCAUUGAGUUUGUUGCCUACGGCAAGUAUCCAAACAGUCAUUUUUCUCAGAACAAGCAGCACAGAAGGAAAAACUUACAACUUGUCACUUUAUCAAGAUUAAAAUCAUAAGAACUGUAUCAAACAAAUUAGUGAAUUGGUAGGGAAAGGGUUAAUAGAGAAAUACUUGGUAAACUGAUUUAUUUUGAGAAGGGGGCGAGAUGCUAAAUUCUCAGAGAUAAUUACAUUUGGAGAUUAGAAGAAAUUUUUUUGUAUUUUCCUGAUCUGUUAAUCCUCAGAACCUGAACUGAGUCAAAGUUGAUUUAUUAAUGAAGGAUAAAAUGGGCAUUUAAAAUUUCAUGUAGUUGAUUUUUCUUUACAUGCUUUUAUGGUUAUAGUAAUUGUUAUCAGAGAUUUUUGUCGUAAAAGACUUUUUAUUGUUAAGACGUUGCCCUCAAAAAUAUCCAAACGAAUUCGCUGGUUGGCAUUUUUAAUGGCAAAAAAGAGAACAGUUAUUUAGAUAAAGGAAUUUCAAAUGGGAGAAAAGCUUGCCAAGAUGCCUAUUGAAGUUUAAAAUGUUUUUUUCAUGGAAACAAAACAGAGAAAAGUAUUCAAAAUCCAUAUGUUCUGAGUGCCAGUUGAUACUCAUAAAAUCAAGACUACAACAUAAGUGUAUUUUCAGGACACAUUACUGUUAAGGUAUGCAUUUAGAUAGCUUUGUGUUUAAUCAAAUCCAAAUUUUGUUAAGCAAAAAAUGCUGCUUGAAAUUUGUUUAGUAACAAAUCAAAUGUAUUGAAAUCAACUGAAAGGUUCAACGACAAAACAGCAUUAUGUAUAUAAAUAUUAGUAACAUUUUUGUUGAGGUUUGUUUAUGUUUGGAAUGCCUUUAAAACGGCAUCAGUAUUUGCCUUAAUUUGGUUAAAUACAGACUCGGAAGGACAAAGGGAGGUUGACUUAAAUAUGAAGAAUAUCUUCAUAAAUACCUGCACGAGAGAAUGAUUGGGAAUUAAAAAUGAUUUUGAAUGAUCUUUACACGUGCAUUUUAAAA
Molecule: messenger RNA, 4164 nt
Organism: Acanthaster planci (crown-of-thorns starfish)
Lineage: Eukaryota; Metazoa; Echinodermata; Asteroidea; Valvatida; Acanthasteridae
Product: cardiolipin-specific deacylase, mitochondrial-like
Source: RefSeq, a predicted model, not a curated record